Haliotis rufescens (red abalone) is the source of this 1670-nucleotide messenger RNA. RefSeq lists its product as uncharacterized. The record is from RefSeq and is a predicted model, not a curated record. Bases 118 to 762 code for a protein of 214 amino acids. NCBI's taxonomy places the organism in Eukaryota, Metazoa, Mollusca, Gastropoda, Lepetellida, Haliotidae. The transcript has 6 exons.
CCAGGAAUGAUUCAAGUUGCCCGGACACUGUUCUACUGGUGAAGGAUGUGUUAGAUACUACGUUGUUUUUGACCGUUCCACAAACCGCUACAGAGAAACAGGGAGUACACAUCAGCUAUGCCAGGAAAACGCCCAACGUCGAGAGUAUGGGUUGUCGUUGCUGUCUUUUUCUUCCUAGCGACUCUCUCAUUGGCAGGCUACAUUCUGUUGAAAGAGUUUUGGUUCAAGAAGAGCACAGAACAGCGGAUCCUGGAGCGAUAUCCAAAUAUGUUUCUGACGAGGGAACAGAUGCUGCAGCUCGUCAAUUACACAAACCAGUAUAAACCUGUAUACAGUUAUGUCCGGGAGUCUAAAACCUGUAACCUGAACUGUUUAGAAGGCGAUCCACCAAGGUUUGGAAAACAAAGCUCACGCUUUAUCUGGCAUCAUGCAUGCUGUCAAACACAGAUAUUCUACCGUGCCGAAGACAACAUGACUAAUGUAUACGGUCAUGUGAAGAGGAUAGCCCAGUUUAAGAAUCGGAAACAGUACUUCAAGACGGAGCAGUGCAGUUACGUUGUCAACUUCGGAUAUGGUGUGUGCUCCCAAAACAUGGAAUACGUGACGGCAGUAACCGUAGAUGGAGACGACGACGACAUGGCGGCUAUGUCUGGUGAAGACCACGUUCACUACGAUGAAGACAGAUAUCAAAUUGAAUGGGUCAAGGUCAACGGAAGUUGUAAAUGCCUGAACAGAAGUCAUCUUCAAAAUGCCAAUAACUAAUUUACAUAAUUAUAUAAAUACAUGGGUAAUUAAUUAUUUCUUUAAAUGAAUAACUCUUUUUGAAACUAUCAUUAUCUAUUAAACAUGCACUCGCCACUCGUGAAACGGUGUCACUACUGAUUCUUACUGUUUGUUUGUUGUUGAACGCCGCACUCCAGCUAUAUGACUGCGGUUUUUAAUAGUCUAGUCUGGACAAGACGAUCCAGUGAUUGGCAUCAUGAACAUAGAUCCACGCAUUAGGGAUACUAUGAUGUGCGUCAACCGUAUCAGCGAGCCCGACCACCCGAUCCCGUUAAUCGCCUCUUACGACAAGCACAGUCGCUUUUUACGGUACACAUGGGUUGCUGAAGACCUAUAUCACCAAGUGGUGAUUUUCACUGAUCUGUGUCGACAGAUAAUCGAGGCUGGGUAUUCUCAGCCGUUGACGUUUUAUGUUUUUAUGUCUUUAGGUUAAUAUCCAUAACAAAACAUACGAUAUUAUUAUAAUAUUGGCUUGUAUGGUGUCAGUGAUGGAAACGAUGAUUAUGAAGUUAUGAAGUAUUUGUUGUUGUUAGCUUUAUUUAUUAUAUACAGAUGUAAGUAACUUGGAAUGGCUCAUUUAAAUAUAUUCGAAUAUAUUUGUAUUACGCUGCAAAUUACUGACGUACAUCGUCACCCAUUGCAUCCAAACUAAAAACUGUUCUUGGUGUCAAUAUUUACUUUUACCGACAUGGGUACAAUGUGUGAAGCCUAUUUCUGGUGUUCCCCGCCGUGAUAUUGCUGGAAUAUUGCUAAAAAUGGCGUAAAACCAUACUCACUCAUUCACUUAUUACAUGGAAACAAUAUCCCCUGAUACGCCUGGCCUCGUGGUAUUGUACAUGGUUGUAACAACAUAGAAUCAUGAUGUAAUAAAAAGACUGAAAAGGAAA